AUGGAAAUGAAAGCGGACCGAUCAAACCGUGAGUGGAAUGUUAUGGUACAACAAUCACUACCCCCAGAAGAUGAGCCUACGGUUUAUGAAACUCCCAAAAUUGCUGUGGAAAAGGAUUCAGAACAUUUAUCUGCCGAGUCCAAGCGCAAAGAGGUCCGAAGCGAAAUGCUCGAUCAUAUAUCUGCAUCACGAGAGGUUCUAGGUCUUGUUCCUGCAUACAGCUUCUGGUACCUGGCACAGAACCCCCACGUUCAGCAAUCAAUUCGAGACGAACUCAAAGAGGCAAAUAUCGAUAUGAUUAGCAGUCCGACACCCUUUGACCCUCAAGUUAUCUCCGAAAUGGGACAGGGUUGA
Messenger RNA from Xylaria bambusicola, 354 nucleotides. RefSeq lists its product as uncharacterized. Bases 1 to 354 code for a protein of 117 amino acids. Gene Ontology annotation, molecular function: iron ion binding; heme binding; oxidoreductase activity, acting on paired donors, with incorporation or reduction of molecular oxygen. The record is from RefSeq and is a predicted model, not a curated record. The transcript has 3 exons. Lineage: Eukaryota; Fungi; Ascomycota; Sordariomycetes; Xylariales; Xylariaceae.